This is a messenger RNA of Rhodofomes roseus, 1398 nucleotides long. RefSeq names its product cytochrome b5. Gene Ontology annotation, molecular function: heme binding. NCBI's taxonomy places the organism in Eukaryota, Fungi, Basidiomycota, Agaricomycetes, Polyporales, Fomitopsidaceae. The record is from RefSeq and is a predicted model, not a curated record. The transcript has 3 exons. Bases 434 to 1141 code for a protein of 235 amino acids.
GGACGAUGUCGAUGCAAUAGCCGAAUACAACUGCAAGGUCCCCCGAAUGCUGUCGCUGUAAGAGCACUCAUGCAAAACAUGAGGCCUGGAAAUGGACACUCCACGUGCGGCGCCUGAGCAAAUGGGAUGGAGGUGGCUCAACCUUGCACGAUACAGCACUAGAGGCUUUCUCUCUUCACCGACUCUCGAUAUGCAGGGCUCUCGCUUGUGCUGAAUUCUCUGUGCGACGAGUCCCUCGCCUCAGAAGAGAGCGAAGAUGGCUCUACAGCUGUGGCAAGAUCGCCCACGUGAACCUUAUAUAGCAAAGGCGGCCGAUUUGGAACGCUCACCUUCGAGUCAACUUUCUGGUUGAGCCUCGCCAACUCGUCUCGGAUUUCGUCCAUACCAGGGCUGCCAAUCUACUCCGGGCUCCUCCUUCCUAUCAUCUGCUGGAAUGGCCUCCUAUCUUCGCAGCUGGCUGUACAGCCAGGCCCCGGAAUCGACAAACCUUCCUAAACCGAGCGAUGCACCAAGAAUCGUCGAAGACUCAGAGGUUCCAACCAUCACGACGGAGGAUGACGACGAUGACUCUUCGACAGUUCAUGGAGAUGACGAAGACGACGUCGCGCCGUCGUUCCCCGCGCUCAAUAGCGCACAGCGACUGGGCACUCAACAAUCUGGCAGCGUGCCCCGUAUCUUGAGCGACGCACAGCUGAUGCCCCCGCCUCCCAUGCCAUCGUUGGCUGUACGACGACCCGGGGUGCCGAGUGGUAGUUCACUCGCGGUCCCACCUUCCACGACGAAGCCUCCGCCGAAGCUAUCCACGAAGCGGGGUAAGGUCGCGUUAGCGCCAGGACACGGGCCGUUGGAUUGGGCGAAUCUGAAGAAGUCCGGGCAAGAUCUGAGGGGUGUUGAUACGCUGUUGCGGGUGACGCCUUCAAUGCUGAAGGAGCAUAGAACACGAGACGACGCGUGGUCUGCGUUUAAUGGCAAGGUGUAUAAUAUCACGUCGUAUCUGCCGUACCACCCCGGAGGCGAGAAGGAACUGAUGAGGGUGGCAGGCCGAGAUGGGAGCAAGCUAUUCGCCCUUACGCACGCAUGGGUCAAUCUCGACUACAUGUUGGACACUUGCCUCGUCGGCUUCUUGGUCCCGGAGUCAUAGUGGACUUUAUGCGGACGUUUUAGAGGUUCAGCGUCCAUGAAUGCGUCUUGCUAUCGAUUCACUGCCCUUAACGACGUUACCCGCAUUCUACCCACGUUACUACUGCACAAACUCCCAUAGGUCGGACAUUACCCAUACGUCGUCUCUGCAUAUCUAAUACAGGAAUAUUUAUCGGGACCACGAUCAAUCCCCUUCACUGUUCAAUUAUGCCGGUGUAGUUCUGUACCAAGGUCAAUGCAAUGUCCUGAGGAUCUCAA